Aegilops tauschii subsp. strangulata is the source of this 333-nucleotide messenger RNA. RefSeq lists its product as uncharacterized. Gene Ontology annotation, biological process: regulation of DNA-templated transcription. Gene Ontology annotation, molecular function: DNA binding; DNA-binding transcription factor activity. The record is from RefSeq and is a predicted model, not a curated record. NCBI's taxonomy places the organism in Eukaryota, Viridiplantae, Streptophyta, Magnoliopsida, Poales, Poaceae.
AUGCGCCUCCGCCUCAGAACCUUCAACACCGCCCAGGAGGGCGCCCGGGCGUACGACGCUGCGGCGUGGCGCUUCCUGCGGUCCCGUCAGGACAUAAACUUCGCCGACGUGGCGACGCGGGAGCGGGCACAAGAGUUGGCGCCUUUCCCGCGGCUUCUCACCGACGAGGAUCGUCGCAAGCACCCGAGGCGGGAGCGUCGUCUCAGGCUGGCCGAGAUGGACGAGCAAGCCAUGGCGUUGUGGAGCCAUCGCUUCCCGCAAGACACCAACGAGGAACAGUUCUUCGCGGAGAGGAGGGCGGAGAGGCUUGCGCGGCUGUUGGAGAUAUUCUAA